Molecule: messenger RNA, 12006 nt
Organism: Pelobates cultripes (western spadefoot toad)
Lineage: Eukaryota; Metazoa; Chordata; Amphibia; Anura; Pelobatidae
Source: the annotation of a GenBank genome assembly
CGUGCUCUGAGCCAGGAAGCGGGGAUUUAAAUCGGCAGCUGUUGGUCCGGGAUUCCUGCGAUGUCUGCCCAGCGCCGCCCGCCUCGUGGGGACCGGGGGGAACCCGGGGAAGGUGGGUACUUACCGCUCAGUAUAGACCCCCAGUACCAGGGAAGGUGGGUACUUACCGCUCAGUAUAGACCCCCAGUACCGGGGAAGGUGGGUACUUACCGCUCAGUAUAGACCCCCCAGUACCGGGGAAGGUGGGUACUUACCGCUCAGUAUAGACCCCCAGUACCGGGGAAGGUGGGUACUUACCGCUCAGUAUAGAGCCCCAGUACCGGGGAAGGUGGGUACUUACCGCUCAGUAUAGACCCCCAGUACCGGGGAAGGUGGGUACUUACCGCUCAGUAUAGACCCCCAGUACCGGGGAAGGUGGGUACUUACCGCUCAGUAUAGACCCCCCAGUACCGGGGAAGGUGGGUACUUACCGCUCAGUAUAGACCCCCCAGUACCGGGGAAGGUGGGUACUUACCGCUCAGUAUAGACCCCCAGUACCGUGGAAGGUGGGUACUUACCGCUCAGUAUAGAGCCCCCAGUACUGGGGAAGGUGGGUACUUACCGCUCAGUAUAGAGCCCCCAGUACUGGGGAAGGUGGGUACUUACCGCUCAGUAUAGAGCCCCCAGUACCGGGGAAGGUGGGUACUUACCGCUCAGUAUAGAGAGCCCUGUGUUAAUAGACCCCCAGUACCGGGGAAGGUGGGUACUUACCGCUCAGUAUAGAGCCCUGUGUUAAUAGACCCCAGUACCGGGGAAGGUGGGUACUUACCGCUCAGUAUAGACCCCCCAGUACCGGGGAAGGUGGGUACUUACCGCUCAGUAUAGACCCCCCAGUACCGGGGAAGGUGGGUACUUACCGCUCAGUAUAGACCCCCCAGUACCAGGGAAGGUGGGUACUUACCGCUCAGUAUAGAGAGCCCUGUGUUAAUAGACCCCCAGUACCGGGGAAGGUGGGUACUUACUGCUCAGUAUAGAGAGCCCUGUGUUAAUAGACCCCCAGUACCGGGGAAGGUGGGUACUUACCGCUCAGUAUAGAGCCCCAGUACCGGGGAAGGUGGGUUCUUACCGCUCAGUAUAGAGAGCCCUGUGUUAAUAGACCCCCAGUACCGGGGAAGAUGGGUACUUACCGCUCAGUAUAGAGAGCCCUGUGUUAAUAGACCCCCAGUACCGGGGAAGGUGGGUACUUACCGCUCAGUAUAGAGCUCUGUGUUAAUAGACCCCAGUACCGGGGAAGGUGGGUUCUUACCGCUCAGUAUAGAGAGCCCUGUGUUAAUAGACCCCCAGUACCGGGGAAGAUGGGUACUUACCGCUCAGUAUAGAGAGGUCUGUGUUAAUAGAGCCCCAGUACCAGGGAAGGUAAGUACCCCCAGUACCGGGGAAGGUGGGUACUUACCGCUCAGUAUAGAGAGCCCUGUGUUAAUAGACCCCCAGUACCGGGGAAGGUGGGUACUUACCGCUCAGUAUAGAGCCCUGUGUUAAUAGACCCCAGUACCGGGGAAGGUGGGUUCUUACCGCUCAGUAUAGAGAGCCCUGUGUUAAUAGACCCCCAGUACCGGGGAAGGUGGGUACUUACUGCUCAGUAUAGAGAGCCCUGUGUUAAUAGCCCUCAGUUCAAGGGAAGGUAGAGCCCUGUGUGGGUAGGUAGUACCCAGUAAUUACAUGAUAAACACUGCAAUAUAUCUUUAUGGAAUGGAUCAGUCACACAGCAGCCUUGUUUCUAGAUACAGAUUUACAGAUGGCAUAAAAUGCAUCCAAUAAUUACAGAUCUAGAUUAUUUUAGUAAAUCCCAAUCAUAACUGAUACUUGUUAGAUAUCUCCAUUUCAGUAACUCUUAGAUUGGCAAAGACCCUUACCUUCCUCCUUCAUAUUUUUAUGGAGGGUCUUGAAUCAGGCCUUUAGAUGCUGCAGAGCCUUUCUGGAACAUGCAUAUCUCAGCAGUGUGGCUGCCGUAAAGACCAAAAUACAGAUUAAUGAACGGUACACAAACCUUUUUUUAUUUAUUUUUCGUUUUACAAGGUAACUUAGUCACAUAUCUCUCUGCAAAUAUGGGGAUUCAGUUCCACCAUAUGGCCAUGUUGUGUUGAGCCAUCAAUAUCUGUGGGUCCUACAUUAGUUUGUCAAACCCUACUAAAGGUAGGAAUGUGCAUGCUCAUAGGAAAUAUUGUAUUCAGUGUUUGCCUGUGGGCUUCCGCGUCACAUGAGUAAGUUUUACUCCGCUUCCUUAUUGGAUGUCAGUAUGACAAUGUUUUACAUUGCAGCGUUCAAAGGACAGGGACACUGCACCCAGACCACUUAAUUGUGAAAUAUGUUUGAGGUGACCAUUGUCUCUUAUAAUAAAUUGCCAGCACUUCACGUCUGUCUCCUUAAAUGGCUGUUGUAGAAUUCUACAAAUUAAAAUCUUCCUACACAUACCUUUCCUAGCAGCGCAGUGCAUCAUGGCAAAUUAAACUUUAUUUUAAAGAAACAUUAUAGUGUUAGGAACACACACGUAGAGUCAUGAAGUGACUGUUUAGGUGACGGUCCCCUCCGGUCACAGUACAAAGGAAUUUUACUUGCCUUUUCUCCCACACAUGCGAGGUAAAACCUGUAUUCCAGACCCUAUAGUGUUAAAAACACCAUCUAGCCACCCUUGCCCCCUAAAUUUAGUAAAAUUGUACUUUUACUCCAGUCUGCUGCUGCUGGCCAUGCCCCUGAUCGGCCUGCUUGGCUGACCUCAUCAGAAGUGUUGAUCCAUAGGAAAUCAUUGAAUUGGCUGAGACUGUCAAGAAGGCAGAGCCAGCACAAGCCAAACACAGCCCUGGCCAAUCAGCAUCUUAGGGAUGCAUUGAAUCAAUUAAUAUCUGAGGAAAGUUCAGUGACUCCAUACAGAGAGUGGAGACACUGAAUGGCAGUACUGUACACUCUGCAGCACUGCCCCAGAAGGCACCUCUAGUAGCCUUCUGAGGAGUGGUUAGUGGAGUUAACCCUAGGCUGUAAUGUAAACACUGCAUUAUCUCUGAACAGACUACUUACUGCAAAAAGUCUGAGGGAAUUAUUCUACUCACUAGAACAAAUACAAUAAGCUAUACAGAACAAUGUACUUGUUCUGGUGACUAUAGUACCCCUUUAACCUAUCUCUAAUGCCUCAUUUGACACAAAGUAACUGCGCUUUAUGAGCAACACCUAGUUUUUAUAAUUCUUCUGUUCAUUCUAUCGAUCUUAUUUAAUUUUUCAUUCACAAACUGACAAAUAAUUAACGAAAGGUCCUUUUUGGGUGUUGGGUGUCAUAAAUUUCCAAUAUUCUAUUGGUCCCACGUUUAUAACGUCCACCCUUCUGUUUGUAGGUUCGGUCACAUGUGAAUCUGAGAGACACCAAGACUUUGUAGACAGACUGGCUUGCAAGUACAUGGUAAGUGAAAAUUCAUUCGGACCUUUUGCAGUGAGGGUGAUAGCUGGUGGAGGAACAGGAAAACGCAGUUAUAAAGAAAUCAUUUAAAGCGGCAAUGUCACCCCUGCAACCUUUAAAAAAAUUUAAAAAAAAUAAAAAAAAAUUGUAUUUCAUGAAGAAAGAAUCUUUAUUAAAUACUCAUUAUGGCUAUGUGAGAAUGUCACUUCUAGGCACUGGGAGGAUUUACCACAGUCUACAAGGGUCAAGCUCUCUCCAGCCAUCAUCAGCAGGGCCAGAUUAAAAGCCCAGUGGGCCUGGUGCUGACAAUUAUGAUGGGCCUACCUCCUAAGCGUCAUGUAUCUGAUGGAGAUGGUGCUGGAGGGAAACUCAUAGGAUGCAGCUAUGAGAAAACACAUACCAAUGCUUUCAUCUUUCAAGUAAACCCAUACCCCCUAACAGCAGUGUCCAGUAAAGCAGGAAGUCUAUGGACAGGGCAAAAGGGUGGGCCACUGACACAAAUCACAUAACCAGAACUGCCGAAAGAGGCAAACAUACACAAAAAGGGGGCAUGUCUGUGUCCCCAUGUCUCCCAGUCCUUUAGUGUCUGUGUCCCCAUGUCUCCCAGUGUCCCUAUGUCACUAGGACACUAGGGGACAUUGAGAGACAUUGGGACACUGAGAGACCUGGGGACACUGAGACUCUUGGGGAAACUGGGGACAUGGGGACACUGGGUAACUUUGAGACAUGAGAGGACACUGGGAGACAUCGGGCACUGAGACACUGUGAUACAUAGGGGACACUGAUAUAUAGGGGGCACUGGAGACUUGAUAAAGACCUGGGUACAGGUCAAAAUGUUGUGGUGUCCAAUAAACCCGCUUAAAUCUAUCACAGUGAGUGCCUGAGAUUUUUUUCUUUUAUACUAGGGGACACUGAGACACUUGGGGGCGCUGUGAGACAUGGGGACACUGGGAGACUAGGGGACACUAAGGACACUGAAACACACCAGGGAUACUGGGAGACAUGGGGCACUGUGACACUCUGAUACACAGGGGACACUGUGAUACAUAGGGCACACUGGAGACUUGAUAAAGACCUGGUUACAGGUUGAAACAUUGCUGUGUCCAAUAAAUCUGCUUAAAUCUAUCACCGCGUAAUAAUAACUAUCUAUUUCCAGAGCUAAAAGACUCUGAAUGUCGUGUUAGCUGGAAAGGAAUACAAGAUGAGGAAAUGUAUGCUCUUUGAUAGAACGCUGCACACCACUUAUAUUAAUGGUCAGAUAGCAAAUCCAAAGCCAACUGGCUAUACCUCUACCUACUCAGAAAAAUAGAUGAUAUAUGCAGAAAUAGAUAAAGAAUAAAAAGUCGUCCAAUUGUCCUAAUCUCUGACUUUAUUGAGUGAGGUCUCUAUCAGGAGUUGGAUUUUCUUAUAUCACACUGAGUAGGUGUCUAGGAUACAGGGAGCAGAUGGCUGAUGUCAUUGAUUCUACAAUAUGGUAAUAUAGAACUAGUAGAAGGUUGUUUGUAAUUACAAAUUGUUGCAAUCUCUCUUCUCCUAAUUUUGGUUGAUGCAAUUCAAUAUAGGAGACAGUUUGACUGAAGAAACUGAGCCAGAUAGCUGUCAGGUUAGGGCUUCUGUAUUAGCACAGUGUUGCAAUAUUGUUGCAAAACGGAGAGAGCAUAAAGAGGAUACUAAUUAGCUACAGUUGCUUUAACCCUCAGUUGUAUGGGGUUGGUAACUUGUUUCAGAUUGCAGCCCCUAUCUACUGCUCAUAUCUAAUGCCUGUCUUGAAUAAACUUGAAGAAUUAAAAAAAUAAGUGAUAAAUCGCUCUGUGAACUAGAAAUGAUUGAGUAGUUAUUAACUCAUUAGGUAUUCACAGGCAGAAUAGAGACAGGAGUAGACAUAUAACAGCUUCUCUCUGAUUGCUCACUAGACUUAAAUCUAUCACAGUGAGUGCCUGAGAUUUUUUUUAUACUAGGUGACACUAGGAGACAUGGGGACACUAGGGGACAUUGGGACACUAGGAGACUAGGGGACUUUGGGAGACUAGGGGACACUGAGACACUGCGGACACUGGCACACUGCGGACACUGGCACACUGCGGACACUGGCACACUGCGGACACUGGCACACUGCGGACACUGGCACACUGCGGACACUGGCACACUGCGGACACUGGCACACUGCGGACACUGGCACACUGCGGACACUGGCACACUGCGGACACUGGCACACUGCGGACACUGGCACACUGCGGACACUGGCACACUGCGGACACUGGCACACUGCGGACACUGGCACACUGCGGACACUGGCACACUGCGGACACUGGCACACUGCGGACACUGAGAGACACCAGGGACAUGGAGACAAGGGGAUACUGAGAUACUAGGGACACUGGCUGGAAGACAUGGGGACACUGGGAGUGCCCCAUGUCUCCCAGGUCUCAAAGUCACCCAGUGUCCUCAUGUCUCUCAGUGCCCCCUAGUGUCUAAGUGUCCCCAUGUUGCCCAGUGUCCCCUAGUAUUUGUAUCCCCAUGUCUCCCAGUGUCCCUUAGAGUCUGUGUCCCUAUGUCUCCCAGUGUCCCGAUGUCACUAGGACACUAGAGGACACUUAGAGACAUUGGGACACUGGGAGACAUGGGGACCAUGAGACACUGGGAGAGACAUGGGGACAUGGAGAGACUAGGGACACUGAGAGACACAUGGGGACACUGGGAGACCUGGGGACACUGGCUGGGAGGCAUGGGUACACUGGCUGGGAGGCAUGGGUACACUGGCUGGGAGGCAUGGGUACACUGGCUGGGAGACAUGGGUACACUGGCUGGGAGACAUGGGGACACUGAGAGACUAGGGGACACUGGGAGACAUGGAGCCACUGUGUCCCUAGUGUCUCAGGGUCCCCAUGUUCCCCAGUGUCCCUAUGUCUCCCAAUGUCUCAGUGUCCACAUGUCUCGCAGGCUCGUAGCUGCUGUCUGGACUCUCUGUGCAGAGCUGCUCCCCCGCGGAUCAGUGAGUAAAGAGAGGCAGAUGCUGUAACUUCUUAUCCCUGCCUCUCUCCACACAAACAGCGACCCUUACUGGCUGGCGCUGGUAUUGCAGAAUAAUAUCUGUUUAUAUUGAGAUAGACAUUUGUAUUGCCGGUAUUACUGCAAUACCGGCACCGGCUAGGCAGCCUCAAAUACCUGAUAAAUACUUCUGAGAAAUACCUGGCAACCAUAAGAAAUACCUGGCAACCCCAAUAGUAGUGUGUGUAAAAAAAAUAAAAAAUUUUAAAAAUUUAAAAAACAAAAAAUCUUUUUUUUUUUUUUUUUUUAAAUCAAUGGGCCUAUUCCAUGGGCCUGGGCCUGGAGCUGCAGCUCCAUCAGCCCCUAUGUUAAUCCGGCCCUGAUCAUCAGUACCUUGUUGCCAGCUUAGAUUUCUGAUGUUUCCUGCUAUACAUUUUGUACAUCUGUUUUGUAAGGAUUUGCAAAAAAAAAUUAAAAAUAUGAAUUAAAGUAACAAUCCAUCCACCAUAACCACAGGAGCAUCCUCUGUCGUGUUAAAAGAGGGAAGAGCACUUGCGGUAUUAAGUAGUCAAAUUACUUUAGAAGAGUUUGACUUGUUACCUUGGGUCCGCCUAGCACUGCUCCCUCCCUCUGUUACUAGAGCUGGAAAUUGCUGCAGAGCCUCAGCUGAUUGUUCCAAUAAUGGCUUGCCUGUAGUGGCAAUGGUGUGUGUCCGUCCCUAUAGAAAAAAAAUCCUGAAUAAAUUCAGGCUAACCUGUCCUUGUUUUAGAAGCCAUUGAUGUCAACUGCACAAUGGAAUUCUGGGAGUUACUCUGAAAAUACUUUUUAUAAAAGUGAGGACAUUCCAAGAUAGCUUACUGUAGAUUGGCAUUUAUCUAGCGAAGCCACAGUUAGUUUAGCUAACAUCUUUCAAACCGGCUCACCUGAUGGGAAGGUGCAGAUAGAGUAUGUGGGAGGGCCUAUUUAGGGUUUUAUAUGUUGUGACCUGUCUCGAUUGGUUCUUUUCACAUUGCUUUGUUAACCCUUUAUUUGCUUAUAGAAGGUGUUAGUUACGGUUAUACAAAUAUUUGUCUCCUGCCUUUACAAGAACACUGCGGGCACUAUAACAACUUCAUCCACAGGUUGUUAUGGUGCCCAGUGUUCUUUCAAUAUAAUCGAUAAUUAUCUGACAAUUAAUGUAAGAAAAUGGAGAUUUUAAAACCACUGUAAAAUGCAUAUAAAGAGACACUCUAAGCUCGCUCAUGUCACCGGCGCCCUGCCUCUUAAUUCCCUGGUUCUGUAUCAAACUAUCUUUAAACCAUGUAUUGCUAUUGCAGGGAUUAGCCUUCUGUGUUGGCACAGUUAAUUCUGGAGUGAAGAAGCCAUGUCAAACCAUUUAAGCAGUUUUACACAGAACGUGACAGUGGCACCAUAACCACAUUGUACUGCAAUGAUAAUGGCGCCCCACCAGUUUGUGUCCCUUUUUAAAAGUAAAAAUAUGGUAGCUUCCAAAAUCUCCAGUUCUCUAAUAUAUACUGGUUUAUUCACUUAGGUAUAGGGGAGAAUUGGCAAGGAGAUGGCUUUAUCAGUUUCACUAUUAUGAAAUAAAAGUAGUCGUUUGGUAAUUUCGGACUAAAAUCUAUAGUUUCCUUGUCAGUGUAGUGAAUAAACCUCAAAGUAAAAAAUAAAAGUCUACUUCUAGUUUUUCUGAGGUGAAACAAAGUGACACAAAGUGUGCUGGCUUUAUUUCCCUCUAAUUUGUUAACUCCCACUAAUGAAAGGCUGUGACAAUUGUCCCUGUCAACCCUGAUCUGCAUAAACGGUAACUUUGGCUUUGGAAAGCCACCAAUGGGAUUGACUUAUUUCUCACUGUAAUGUAUCAAAUGUCUUUAACUAUCUUGCACAACUUGGUUAUAUUACAUGCAUAAAUAACAAAUAUAUAUAUAUUUUUUUCUUUUCUCCCCUUUUAGAGAAAAUGUAAAGUAAAAGUAGAAUUGAGCACGGACUCGGAAUCCGACAACGAGGUAUAACGUUUAACUUGCGUUUUAGUCCAACAGAUCCAUUUUUUAAUGAAAAGUGCAUAUGGGUUGUGUGAGUGGGUAGACUGGUAGAUGUGAUCUUAAAGAGGUUAUGACUAAGGGGCUUAUUGAGUGACCACUGGAUCUAGUUCAUGGUAAACUGAACUGCAAUAUUUAGCCCCACAUAGAUCUUGAAAGACUGUUAUGUUGGCACAGUAAGGCAGUGGGCUUUCAGGCGUUAAACGAUCUGCAUCAUAAAUUUCCACUAUUUUAUUAACGUAUGCUAAUCCAGUGCAGGUAGCUUGAAAUGGGACUUCUUAAAUUGAUUUAUUUUAACUUUUUUAUAUCCAGUAACUCAUUCAAACUUAUCCAGUAAUUGGCUAAAUCUCUGAAUUCUAAUAAGUGCAAAAUUCCAUUUUGUUUUAAAGCUUCCAUUUAAUUGUUUGAGACAGACUUGUUUAAAUUUUUGUUUUGUGUGCUUGUUCUUGAUUAGAUCUUUGGACCGGGCCCUACAAGCACUCCAAAUCAUGGCUCCUCGUGGAGAAAAAGAUCCACAAAACUACAGGUAAAGCUGGUGGUGGUUUGGGGCCUGUAUACAUCCCUCCAUUGAUGGCAUUAGAGUUCUCAGUGACAAACUCUUGGCAACGUUGAGGUCAGAUAGAUGGAGGUUUGGACGUCCAGUUGAAAUUCUCUUCUCCUUAUAAUAACCAGAUGCUGUUGUACUAUUAACCUGAUUUUAUGAAUACUUUUUGGGAAAUGCAGCUGUCUAUAAAAUUGCUACAGAAUUUAAGGCUCAGUGAUUUUCUUAAAGGGAAACUAUAGUGCCAGGAAAAGUUGUUUUCGUGGCAUAAUAGCUCCCAUGUCUCCUGUCUCUACUGGCAGACAGCCACUAGCGGUGAUGUUAACCUAUAAAAGGAACUAUUGCAGUUAAUUAAAAACUGAAAUAAUAAUUACCUUUCCUCCAGGGUUAAGGGACCUGGGAAUAUGCAAACACUUCAACUCACUGAAGUGGUCUGGGGACCAAGUAAAACAAAACAAUCUGUAAAGGAAUACUAUAGUCAGGAACACAAACUUAUUCCUGACCCUAUUGUGUUAAACACUAUCUUUCCCCCCCUAAAUAUAGCAAAAAUCUUACCUUUUUAUUCCAGUCUGCUGAUGUUUGGCACACGUCAAACACAACCCUGGCCAAUCCGCAUCUCCAUGAGGAAAGUUGUCUCCAUGCAGAGGGUGGAGACACUGAUUGUCCAUGAUGCACUGUGUGCAGCACUGACUCAGGAAGCACCUCUAUUGGCCAUCUCUAAGGAGUCUCUGAAAAGACUGUUUAAUGUAAAAAGCCUAAAGAGACGGACUAUACUCACAAGAACAAUUACAUUAAACUAUAGUUGUUCUGGUGAAACUUGUGGUCCUUCAAUCUUGAUCAAAGAAUUUCAUAAAACCUGACUAGCGUGCCUUAGUCCUGUUGUGUAUUAUUCUUAGGUUCUGCUGGAAUCACUUGAUUAACCCUCUAUCACGUACGAACAAUAAUUAAAUAAGUGAGUUACUUGUUCCAUGACCCCAGUAAACUUGCAGUAUUUACUGGGGUAAAUUGGUAUGUAAAUAAAAAUAAGCCAGUGAGUGUUUUUUUAUUUUUAUUUUUUAUUUUUUUGUGUGUAUAUCUAGCAAAACCAAUAAUUCUCAGUUUUAUUUCUUUUCCCUUUUUGUGCUUACUUAUGGGUGUAAUUCUUUAGUUCCUAGAUCCAUAUGAUGGAGAUUCUGAAGAAGCCUCCACACAUUCCGACUCUGCUGUGUACAGUCGGUGUCUACCUAAAAGGGGCAAGAAGUCUCCGCUCAAAGAUACAGUGGAUCCGAAAUACCAGGAAGGUACAGUUUUAGUACCUGAUCACAUACCGCCACCAAGUGAGCAGAAAAAUAGCCCAGCACUGGAAUCCAGUGACAUCUGCAUGAGGUCGCUGACGGACUCAGAAACCUCUCUUCAAACGUCAGAAAAACUCUGUGAUAAUAGCAAAGGUCUUCAAGAUACUCUAGAAAUUUCAAUGGAUUCUAGAGCAGCACUGGAAAACCGGCGUUCUAAUUCUGGCCACUUUCUUCUGAUUGGUGUAGAUUCAAGAACUGCUAAUCACAGUGGAACUGUUACUUCCCCUAGAUUUCAAGGAAAUCUACCCCCAACGGAGGAAAAUGUGGAUUGUUCCAUGUCUCCCAUUUCUUUGGCAAAGCGGAAAUUAGGACUCAAAAUGGAUUUUAACAAUGAUAAACAUAGAAGAAAGAAGGCACGAGUUACAGACACCAUGGUACAUUUUCAAUCCCCUUCGCAGAUUUCCACUAUUUUUAGGUUUCAACAUAAUUCCUAGACACCAGCCAAUAGUGUUUUUAAAUAGCUACCGGCCAGGUACCUCUUUAUACUUCUCUACCAUCUAUGUACAUGGAAUGACCUUUAACCCCUUAAGGACCAAACUUCUGGAAUAAAAGGGAAUCAUGACAUGUCACAUGUGUCCUUAAGGGGUUAAACCUACAAUACGGUGCUGGGUGUGGGAGACCAACUGAAAAGACCUAAAAUAGUGUUUGACUUCUAGGAAGAGCUAUCUGAAAUCCUCCAGUAUUUGCUACUAGAAGCUUAACUUUGUUUUCACAGGAUUAAAGCAAAACUCCCAACUUUCAGCUUCCAUCCCAAUCUGCACACGACACUAAAUAUGUACCUUCUUAAAAUAAAACUGCAACAACGCUGCAGUGAAAUGUUAUGUAACUUGUUUGAGCUCAAACUAACUUUCUCUUUAAAUUCUAUGUAGUGGUUGUCAUCGGCUAUUAAAAGUGGGGAUUAAUCUGGGAAUGUCUGCUGGUGGUCUUAUUCACUAAGCUGUAGUUUGUCAUUUACUACAGAGUGCAAAUCUGAUUGAAUCCAAAGACGCUGAUCUUGUGUUUGGCUAAUGUAACAAUAAGGGGAGAGGCAGAGCAAGGCAUUCAAUGUCUGAGCAUUACAGAAUCUCACUGUAGUAAUAUAGUAAAUAUCAUGCACUUACAACAAAAGGGAACACUAAACCUACCUGGUGCAGUAUUCAGAAAGAAAGGGGAAAUAGUGCAAUUCCCAAGAGAAUAGUUUAACAUUGUCAUUCAGAUUGUUGCUGGUCUCCAAUGUCAGAAAUAGUGGGUUCGCAAUGGAUGGUUUAAGAGUUGACACUAGUUUGAGAACAUAGUGGGAUCCCACAGAAUAGUUCUGUCCUUUUUGUAUUAUCUUGCGCUGUUUUUGGGUUGUUUGCAAAUUGCCUAGGGUCCGUCUAGGUAAAGGGUAAUCCAGACAUCAACCCCUUGCUCUCUGUGCCUAGAUUUUUAUCAGCCUAAUAUCACGGUUAAGAUUGUCUGGAGUGUAACUCUCCAGCAGAGGGAGCUGGAUAAGGUUUUGUAAUGGCACAAGAUUCAGACCCAUCAAAGGGCGCACUAACUUAGUUCUAGUCACUCUUGUGCUCUGCUUUGCUAAUUGACAUAUUAAAGGACCACUAUAGUGCCCUGAGGGUGCCCACUCCCGCCCAGCUCUGGGGAGAGAAAAGGGGUAAAACUUACCUUUUUCCAGCGCUGGGCGGCGAGUUCUCCUCCUCCGAUUCUCCU